ACCAAUGACAAAAGAAAGCCAAUUAAAGUCAUCGGACGCCUCGUGUCAGAUCAGAAACAAUUGAAGCAAGCAAGAAAAAAAAAAAAAGCAAAAGAAAGAGUCAGAUGGGUUAUCUUCCAAAACUGGCAGCAGCUACGAUCGCAUUCCUUUUAUUAUGCAGUAAUGUCAGAAGUGUUCCAAAUACAACCGUCAUAACUGUUCUCUGCAACACGGUUGUCUAUUCCGAGGGCGAUCCUUUUGCCAUCAGUUUGGCCUAUGUCCUUGACAAAUUGGAGACUGUCACGCCUACCCGCAAAGGUUACGAUUACUUCAACAUCUCCCCAUAUCCUAAUGCUUUUGCCUAUGGUCAUGCGGCUUGUAACCAAAACCUCACAAGCUCGGAUUGUGCAACUUGUUUGGAUGCUGCUAAAACAACCAUGUUUGGAACUUGUCAAAGUCGAAUAGGGGCCCGCUCGGUGCUUCAUGAUUGUACAAUUAGGUAUGAGCAAUAUCCAUUUGCUGAUUAAACAGCUUUCUGACUGGAAUAGUGUUUGUU
Durio zibethinus is the source of this 535-nucleotide messenger RNA. RefSeq names its product antifungal protein ginkbilobin-like protein. The record is from RefSeq and is a predicted model, not a curated record. Gene Ontology annotation, cellular component: plasmodesma. NCBI's taxonomy places the organism in Eukaryota, Viridiplantae, Streptophyta, Magnoliopsida, Malvales, Malvaceae.